AUGUACUACACGUUGAGAAAUAUUCCCGUCGAUAUCAACACCAAAACAUUGUGGUCGCAACGACACAUGACGUGACGCCAAACGAAAGUAUGCAUUCGUGCACAACAAAGGCCCGUUGAAAACCACUCUCAAUAUGAAUUCCGGUUGUGUUGAAGAUACAACUUGAGCUGGUCGGAAAGAGUAGAUUUUCCUCAGUUUGAGUUAUUUACACUGUUGCUGUGCUGCUGGUUUCAGUGCAUCAAUAUAAAGAAAAAUGUCAGUCACAACACAAACUCCACCAACACAAGAAGACGCAGACGACAGCUUUGUGUCGAUCAGCCUAGAGAGCAGCGAGUCAUGUGGCAUCUGUGGACUGGACACGGGUGAACAGCUAGCAUCGUCAUGCAAACUGUGCCACCUGAGUUCGACACGACAACCCGUUCAAAAGGGGUUCAACAAGAUGCCGGACGUGUUACAUGCGGGGAUAGCUGCUCACGAAAGUUGCCUUGCCAAAUCACACCAGGUCCUUGCGCAGGCUGGACGGCGCCCCUACCAGCACAGUCCCUUGCCCCACCGGCGGGGCAUCAGCGUGCCAAGUGAUUUCCCCACCCUCGGGCUGCAGGACACCAUCGGGGACAAGCUCCAGUGGAUCAUCAAUUACGCUAAGAACGAGGACUUAAGAAACCGGCAGAACCUGCUGCAGGUCCACAGCAACCCCUGCACGCGCUCCAGCAGCCCCAUCAUCUUCAGGGCGCUGACGGAGGACGCCCUCUUGAGACGGCAUAGUGAGAACAGCCUGGAUACUAGUUUUGUUGAACUGAGGAAGAGCUAUUCCCGGUAUCUCUACGGCACGAGCAGCAUCACCAAGUCGCACAGCAACGAUAACGUGGGAUGCAAAACAGGAUCUUGCCCGACCAUCAGUGUCGACAGCAAUCCUGAACCAAAGACUGACACCCCAGUGCCUUAUGUUGGAAACGUGAAAAGUCCAACAAAGUCACCUAGAAAGGCUUCGCUGCAGAGCACACGUCAAGACAGUACAAGUCCUAUUAGACAAAGCAAAGUUCAUGAAUUGACGGACAAUAAUAAUGACAGCAAAUUUUCCGAAGGAUCAAAAUCAGACUCACUGACUGUUCCUGAUGCUGAAAAGGAGAAAGUGAAGCAGGACGUGAGAUUUGAGAGCCAGCGAUGGAGCAACAAACAGAAAAUGGACAGGCAACAAUUGAACAGCAUGAGCGGAGCCCAAAUAAAGGCAGUGGUUUCCAGACUGGAGGGGCUCAUCAAAGACAUCUCUGUAGAGCUGGUGGAGCUCCUCCAGGAGCGAGACUCCCUGGGCCAAGAGGUCAAAGUUCGCAACCUGACCAUCCAGAAGCUGGUCAAGAUGAAGCACAGUCAGCAGGACGCGCCGAUCAAAACGACCGGUGCUGGUAACAUAUGAUACUACAUCGUACAUGUACCGGUACUGUUAAAACUCCCCUGCAGAGAAUUUAGGAGAAGAACCAACCAAGUACCAAGUACCAAAUACUUGGGCUUGGGCAACUGUGACAUAUUUGGAUUUGGGAGUCAAUUCCGAUUGCAUAUUCCAGGAUUGUGAAAACCUCUUUAAAGGGAAGAUACAACAUUUGCAAACAUCAAAAAACAAAAUUAUCACGACAUACCUUACUGGAUGGUUAGGGAAUGACAGUUUAAAGCAUCUGGUAAAAUC
Molecule: messenger RNA, 1681 nt
Organism: Patiria miniata (bat star)
Lineage: Eukaryota; Metazoa; Echinodermata; Asteroidea; Valvatida; Asterinidae
Product: protein EURL-like
Exons: 4
Coding region: 254-1414 (386 amino acids)
Source: RefSeq, a predicted model, not a curated record